Messenger RNA from Microthlaspi erraticum, 1071 nucleotides. The record is from the annotation of a GenBank genome assembly. Lineage: Eukaryota; Viridiplantae; Streptophyta; Magnoliopsida; Brassicales; Brassicaceae.
AUGUUUGGUGAUCUAAGCAGCAAGUUUGGGUCUCUCUCUACUCACGUUCAAAAGCUUGAGGUGCAAAUCGCUCAAACAGCCGAGGCGGCCAAGAAACAAAAUGAGGUAAACACUCAAAAAUUUUGUAGUGUUGUCUCAUCUAUAGAUGGCACUAUUGUUCCUACACUAUCUCAAGGGGAAGAAGAAGAAAAUGAGCCUAAGGAGAGGCACAAACCGGAGAGAUACAGUUGGGAAUCAAGAAGAGCUUACAAGAGAAGACUUGAAGGCAAGCCACUACAAAAACAAGAAGAUCCGGGGAAGUUUGUGAUAACUUCAAGUAUCAAUGGCAUUCAACUCCACGAUUGCCUAUGUGAUACUGGUGCUAAUGUUAAUCUAAUGUCUCUUGCACUUGCAAAAGAUUUGGGAUUCAAGGAAUUCAAGAGCCCCAAGAUAAGAGUCGAGUUCGCGGAUCUAUCGUGCAUGGAACCUUAUGGAAUGCUUGAAGAUGUCAUGAUGGAAAUAGGGGGUCGAUCGGUCCCAACUGACUUUCAAGUCAUGAUUUGGGAAGGCUCAAAGAGGAAUCAACUGAUUCUUGGAACCCCAUUCCUUGCUACAGCUGGAGCGGUCCUAAACUACUUUGGGAAUCAUCUAUCUUUUGGCCACAUCCGGCAAGAUAUCUUUUUCCCAAGUGUAAAUUUCAGGUCAGUGCCAAGUGCGACCAAGCUACCACCAGAAGAAGCCACUCUCAUGCCUAAGAAAGAAGCUGUGAUGCAUGGAGAAAGAAGAGAGAAUAUCAACUCCAUCUUACUUCCAACCUUUGACGAGUAUGGAGCUGAAGAGGAGACUAAUGGUGCACCUAAUCUCUUUCACAAGAUAAGAAUCUUUACACCAAAAGAUUCGGAGCUUAAAGGUGACCAAUCCAUUGAAGAGAAGCUUGAGAGAACUAUGAAGCUUUUCCCCAAGGCAUUGGUUUUCAAAGAUGAUGUGAGAGAUGAUCAUGGCGCGACAACACCACCACAAGAAGCCACUGAACCGGAGAAUGGAGAAGCUAAAGGGAUCCUUUGCCCUUCAGCCACUCUUCACCACGAUUGA